AUGACGGCGCUGAAGUUUGUACGAUCCGUUUGGGAAUCAUUCCGAGCCAACUCGGGUCUGGAGCCAAGGCUUCUGGACGAGCUUCGAGUGACGUCGGCAGUCCCGGGACGCGUCAAGUUUGAGCUGGACAUAAAGAAGGAGCACACAAACCGGUUAAGCAUUCUCCAUGGAGGAACAAUUGCCAGCAUGGUUGAUCUCGGUGGCUCUCUCGCCGUAGCAUCUCGCGGUCUCUUCGCAACCGGCGUCUCGACUGACCUGAAUGUGACUUACCUCUCCUCGGGCGGCAAGGUCGGAGACUUGAUCAAGGCCGAAGUAUCAUGCGACAAGUUCGGCAAAACAUUAGCCUUUACAUCAAUCAACUUCAGCAACAGCAAAGGCGAGAUCUUUGCUCGAGGAAGCCAUACCAAGUAUGUUGCCUUGGCGUGGAAAGAUCCAAACAAUAUCGUUGAAGAGCUAUCACCCAAGCCGAGUGAGAAGAAGGAAUAG
Molecule: messenger RNA, 486 nt
Organism: Bipolaris zeicola 26-R-13
Lineage: Eukaryota; Fungi; Ascomycota; Dothideomycetes; Pleosporales; Pleosporaceae
Exons: 7
Coding region: 1-486 (161 amino acids)
Molecular function (GO): fatty acyl-CoA hydrolase activity
Source: RefSeq, a predicted model, not a curated record